AUAAGAAGAAGCUGUAAGCGGAAGUAGAUCUAUCCGGUGUCCUUGGGCAGCACUUCUUUCGUCAGGAUGUUCAGACACGUCCUUGCUUUCCAGCAGGUGGCGCGGCGGAGCGUGUCCACCUCUGCCCGGCAGCAGGUCAGGAACAGAGUCCCCGAGAAACAGAAGAUCUUUCAGGAGGACAACGGGCUGCCCAUUCACUUAAAGGGAGGCACCGCCGACGUCCUGCUCUACAGAGCGACCAUGACGCUCACGGUGUUUGGAGUGGGGUUCACUCUGUACCAGAUGUGGGAAGCGGCAUUUCCUCAGAAGAGAGGCUGAAGCUCCACCCUCUCUGUUGAGUUUCACCUCCUCCUCCUCUUAAAAACAAACAAACAAACAAACAAACCUCCACGUGUGUCGAGCCGUGUGUUCCCCGUCAUGAUGGGAUGUUGUUUCACACUCAUGGGAUCAAUAUUUAUUUUCCUGUACUGUUUCUUUCUCUGUCUUUGGGGAUCAAUAAAAAUAAUCUCAU
This is a messenger RNA of Solea senegalensis (Senegalese sole), 511 nucleotides long. RefSeq names its product cytochrome c oxidase subunit 7A2, mitochondrial-like. NCBI's taxonomy places the organism in Eukaryota, Metazoa, Chordata, Actinopteri, Pleuronectiformes, Soleidae. Gene Ontology annotation, biological process: mitochondrial respirasome assembly; mitochondrial electron transport, cytochrome c to oxygen; regulation of oxidative phosphorylation. The record is from RefSeq and is a predicted model, not a curated record. The transcript has 4 exons. Bases 67 to 318 code for a protein of 83 amino acids.